AUGUCCGCAGGAGGAGCCUACAUCCCGUCGUCGCAGCAGCGCCACAUGCGCGCCUGCAUGGUGUGCUCCAUCGUGCGCACCUUCCAGCAGUUCAACAGCAGCGGCUGCCCGAACUGCGAGUCCUUCCUCGAGCUGGCCAACAACCACGAGGCGAUCCAAGACUGCACAAGCCAGGUCUUCGACGGCCUGCUCACCGUGAGCGACACGAGCAAGAGCUGGGUGGCGCGCUAUCAGCGGCUGGAGGGCUAUGUGCCCGGCGUGUACGCGGUGCAGGUGGAGGGCGUGCUGCCCGAGGAUGUGAUUGCCGCGGCGGAGAAUUCGGGCGUCCAUUAUAUCCCGCGGGAUGGUAGCGUCAGUGAGGCGCUGCCUACGGAUGCUUGA
Messenger RNA from Trematosphaeria pertusa, 381 nucleotides. Its product is annotated as transcription elongation factor spt4. Gene Ontology annotation, molecular function: RNA polymerase II complex binding; zinc ion binding. The record is from RefSeq and is a predicted model, not a curated record. Lineage: Eukaryota; Fungi; Ascomycota; Dothideomycetes; Pleosporales; Trematosphaeriaceae. Bases 1 to 381 code for a protein of 126 amino acids. Gene Ontology annotation, biological process: positive regulation of DNA-templated transcription, elongation; mRNA processing; chromatin organization. The transcript has a single exon. Gene Ontology annotation, cellular component: DSIF complex; nucleus.